GCCGUCGCCGCCUCCGGCGCAACCCAAACCAUCCUUGUCGGCGGCGACGCCGGCCUCGUCUACACCCCCUCCUCCGUCAUGGCUUCACCUGGCGACACCCUUAUCUUCCAAUUCCUCACCAAAAACCACACCCUCUCCCAAUCCACUUUCGCCUCUCCUUGCUCCCUCGGCGCAGCCAUGGUCGACUCGGGAUUCCGUCCGUAUAACGGUACAGGCGCCCCGAGUACCUUUGCGUACGUCGUGCAGAGUACGGAGCCGACGUGGUGGUAUUGUAAGCAGAAGGGGCAUUGUGGGAUGGGGAUGGUGUUUGCGGUUAACCCGACGAUGGAGAAGACGUUUGAGCAGUUUAAGAUGAAUGCGAUGGCUCAGGGCGCUUCCAUGUCCGCGGCGAUGGGUGGGAAUACGAUGACGAUGUCUGUCGCUGCUCCGGCUCUCACGACUGAUACGGCUGCCGUCGCGCCUCCUGCUAUGAGCACGGGUGCCGUCAUCGCUGGU
Saitoella complicata NRRL Y-17804 is the source of this 495-nucleotide messenger RNA. RefSeq lists its product as uncharacterized. The annotation marks the transcript as partial. The record is from RefSeq and is a predicted model, not a curated record. The transcript has a single exon. NCBI's taxonomy places the organism in Eukaryota, Fungi, Ascomycota, Saitoellomycetes, Saitoellales, Saitoellaceae.